AUUAGCCAGGUACAGUUCUUCCCCAACAAGAAGGCAUUGGAAUGGUGUCAAACAUAUAUUCCGAUAUCUCAAUGGUACAAUCGAUCUUGGAUUGUAUUUCAAGAAUGGUGCAAAUGCCACUUUAAUUGGCUACGCGGAUGCAGGAUACUUGUCUGAUCCACAAAAGGCAAAAUCACAAACAUGAUAUUUAUUCACCUAUGGUGAUACCGCUAUAUCAUGGAGAUCAAUGAAGCAAACAUUAACUGCAACAUCAUCAAAUCAUGCAGAAUUAAUUGCUCUUUAUGAAGCAGGUCGUGAGUGUGUCUGGUUGAGAUCAAUGAUCCAGCACAUACAAAAUGAAUGCGGUAUAAAAUCUUUUACUUCUAAUCCUACUGUGAUUUAUGAAGAUAAUACAGCAUGUAUAGCUCAGAUCAAAGGAGGUUACAUCAAAGGGGACAGAACAAAGCAUAUAGCACCAAAACUUUUCUCCACACAUGAUCUUGAGAAAGACGGAACGGUUGAUGUCAAACAAAUCAAGUCAUGCGACAACCCUGCUGAUUUGUUCACAAAGUCAUUGGCACCGAAGAAAUUUGAAGAACUGGUCCAUAAAAUUGGAAUGUAUCGUCUUCGAGAUAUAUGUUAAAUUGAGGGGGGGUAAUAUAAUGCACUGCACUCUUUUUCCCUUCGUCAGGUUUUUAUCCCACUGGGUUUUUCUUGACAAAGGUUUUUAACGAGACAGUACGUUAUAAUACUAUGAAACUAAUACCCCAGAAUAAUUAGAAGAUGACCAUUCAAGGGGGAGUGUUGAAAUAUAAUUGAAUUAGUCAUCUUCCAACUAUUCCUGAUUAGGAAUUAUUAUCACCAUUAUAUAAAUAAUUAGGAAAUCAUAAUUAUGAUUUCAAGGUGAUAAAUGUGUGGCUCACAAUGAUCUCCUAAUCUCAUUGAGCUCACACUUUCUCCUAUAAAUAGGAGUCAUUCUCAUUGUAAUUAACACACCAUGGUUACACCAUUAUCACACUCUCAAUAAUAUAAUCUAUCACUAAGUGUUCAUACUAUAUUUCUCUCCCUGAUCUUCUGCUUAUUUCCUUCCAUAUUAUAACAGAAAUAAGUUUGUUUAGCAUCUCACCAGCAAAUCACCUCCAAACAUUCACCUUACUCCCAACUCCCAAGUCGAUAAUUGCCAAAUGAAAGACACUCAUUACUACGAACUCCCUGAAUUGCCAGGCAUGGGCGUGCCUAGCAGGGAGGCACGUCGUGCCUGGCCAUGAUGCGCGGGAUUCCCCCGGAGGCACGGUUGAAGACACUGUCUGCCUCUGAAAAUCCUAAUUCAGCUCAAAUUUCACCCGUUUUUUUAUUUAAACGGCCCGUAAAUCUCCUUUUUGAGGGGGCUUAGAGAGAGUGCCGAACACGAAAUUUAGAGAGCUUUUCGGCCUUGUUUAUCAAUGUUUUGGGAUUUUUUUGGCUUUGACUAUGUCGGCCGCUGGAGCCUUUUUCCGAUUUCGACUUUGUCGAAGAUCGGCUUUGCUAUCCCUUAGCUUGGUCGCUGGUGCUCGGCUGGAGUCCAAGUCAGACGCGAAGGGCGGAGAUCGGUGGAGGAGGACGGAUUUGCUGUCAUGGCUCGAGGAGAUCGGCGAUGUGGUCAAGGGUCGAGGAUGCAGCGUUGCUGACUUGCUGUCGUCGUUGGAGAAGAUCGGCGCCGCCUAUCCGUUUACUCUGGUCGCACGGAGCAUGGAUGAGUUUGGUUAUGUGGGGAAAGAGGAUUGAUGCAUGGUUUUUGGCAGCCAAAUGUCAUGGAGGAUCAAUUAGCAUGGUACCGGUGGUACGACAUGCUCUUGAACCACCACCAUGGGAUGUACAAGGCGUUAGAGUUCGUGAAAGUUUUUCUUGUAGUUUUUAUCUGUUUGUUAUUUGUUUUCUUGUGUCUUUUUGUGUUGUUGGUUUUGACAGUUGUUUGAGUUUUUUUGCCGCUGUUUAUGCCAUUGGGUAUGGUUGGAUCUAUGAGAACAGAUUUGGUUGUGUCAAGCCCACUACAUGGUUAGCGAUUCGUGUUGCUCUCUCAGGGGUGACCGUCUCAAAGUCUCACCAUAAGGUUAUAGUCGUAGUUGUUGGAGUUUCAGUUGGUGUCAGUUUUAUUUUCUCUUUGUUUAAUGUAAUGAUCCUGAAUCUUUUGAUAUGAAUAGAGGUCUGUUUUGAUAAUUAAAAAAAUUGGCUAAACGCCC
Messenger RNA from Cuscuta epithymum, 2198 nucleotides. Lineage: Eukaryota; Viridiplantae; Streptophyta; Magnoliopsida; Solanales; Convolvulaceae. The record is from the annotation of a GenBank genome assembly.